This is a messenger RNA of Hippocampus zosterae (dwarf seahorse), 1456 nucleotides long. It is a transcript of the gene shbg, whose product is annotated as sex hormone-binding globulin. Gene Ontology annotation, molecular function: steroid binding. NCBI's taxonomy places the organism in Eukaryota, Metazoa, Chordata, Actinopteri, Syngnathiformes, Syngnathidae. The record is from RefSeq and is a predicted model, not a curated record. Bases 174 to 1310 code for a protein of 378 amino acids. The transcript has 8 exons.
UUUGCCUCCGCUGCCCUUUUGCAUGAUGAACUGUGUGUUGCCCUCAUUUGUUUAUCCUCUUAGUCACGGCGUCCAAAUCGAUAGGGCGCCAGCUCGCUUGCACUCUGGACCGGCGCACAGUCCAGGACGACACACAUCUCGGGAAGGUCUCGCAAAGCGGCUAGACUGGCACCAUGACGGCGGCCGGACCACUUCUGCUAGCUUUGAGCAUCACGGCACUGGCGUGGGGAGUCCAGGGGAAGAAACAAGUAUCAGGAAGCGCUGCCUUGUACUUGGGCCAGCCCAGAGACACAUGGAGGCCGCUGAUUCACAUCGCCGUCAACCUCACCAAGAUAAGAGACAUCAAGUCGUCCUUCCAGUUCAGGACGUACGACCCGGAGGGCGCCAUCUUCUACGGGGACACCAAAAACGGCAGGGACUGGUUCGUUUUGUCUCUGAAAGACGGAGUCCCGCUCAUGCAGAUCAGCCGCAGCGGCGUCCUCGUCAACGUGGCGGGCGGGCCUAAGCUUAACGACGGCCGCUGGCACACGCUGGAGCUGAGCAACCACGGCCAUUUUGUGAUCCUCGACGUGGAUGGCUCGCACGGGCUGGUCGUGGGCCUGCAGUCUAAUACCAUCGAGGAGGUCAUUUCGGGAUCCCUCCGACUGGCGCUUGGCGGGAUCCUGAUCCCGAAAGAGAGCCUGUUUGUUAAGUUUGAGCCGCAGAUGGACGCCUGCGUGCGGGAGGGCAGCUGGCUGAACCUUAGCAUCCCCUGGGAGAUGGAGGUCGACGAGCUGCGGCCGUGCUAUCAAACCAUCCGACCCGGCAGCUUCUUCCCCGGGAACGGAUUGGCCAUUGUCAACGCCUCAGUUUUGCAGACGGACCUCGAACGCAGUGUGACGAUGGAAUUGUGGGGAGAUUUCACCAAAAUGGACGGGACCAUAUUGAGCAUCGGGACUCCCGGCCAUGCGCUCACGUUGGCGCUAAGUGCCAAUAAUAACACCAAGAAAGUAACACUCUUGCUCGGUGGCCACGUGGUGAUUCUGAAAGAGAACUUCAAGAGGCUGGAGAUGACCUUCGGGAGCGAUUCGCUAGAAGUGCGACACGGUGGACAUGAAGCAAAUGAAAUCCUCAGCCCGAUGAAGCACGCCGGGCUUUUGAACAAAUUGAGAGAAAGCCACAUCGCCAUCGGCGGCCUUCUCGGUGAAGACAACGUCGGCUCCCGCUUCUUGACAGGCUGCCUGGAGAAGGUGCGCAUCCAAGGAAAGGAUGUAGACCUGGAUCGGGCCGACAAACACUGGUCCAUCUCCUCUCACAGCUGCCCCAUGUGAACCACAAGCGUCCGGUCUUGCUUAUACAAAGACAUUUACUUAAUUCAGACUUUUGGCGGAGGCAUAUUUGGGAUAAUUGUGCUAGCUCGACGUUGACAUGGUCAAGCAUGUCCAAUAGUGAAUAAAAUGAUGUCAUCUUAGACUGA